This is a messenger RNA of Galdieria sulphuraria, 1271 nucleotides long. RefSeq names its product zinc finger (C3HC4-type RING finger) family protein. Gene Ontology annotation, molecular function: ubiquitin-protein transferase activity. NCBI's taxonomy places the organism in Eukaryota, Rhodophyta, Bangiophyceae, Galdieriales, Galdieriaceae. The transcript has a single exon. The record is from RefSeq and is a predicted model, not a curated record. The coding region runs from base 111 to 992 and encodes 293 amino acids. Gene Ontology annotation, biological process: protein ubiquitination. Gene Ontology annotation, cellular component: endoplasmic reticulum.
GAAAAAAAAUUUACUUCGAGAAGAAACGAUUAUGAUUCCGGGUAGCAAUGAUAGAUAGGUUGUAAAUAGACUCGAUCGUUGUAGAAUUUUGCUUUGUAUAUGUACCGUAAAUGUCUUCAGGUGCAGUUAUAGGUGGGUUUGCAGCAGCUUUUGGCACUGCUUCUGCACUUGGGGUUAUUGGAAUAGUUGUUCAUGUCUGUCAUUAUCAACCCAACGCGAGAAGUCGACUCUUGGCACGUAGAAGAAGUUUUAUUGAGCGAGCUAGACAAAGUCACGUUACUUUUGUACAGAGUCCACAGAACAAAGCCCUCGAAUUGGAAGAUAUUGAAUGUUUCUGUCCGCAGUUGAGAUAUUUAGGAGCGGACAACGAACCAGCUUUAGUUCUUCCCCAUGACAGAACGGCCGUUUGUUUAUCAGAGUGGUUGGAACAGAAACAACGUGUUUUAGAAGACACACAAGUAUGUAUAAACAUGGAAGCAAGUCCUGAAGAUUCGGAAUGGUGCAAUCUUGAGGCUGAGUCACAAAGGGGAAGUGGUGGGAUGAACGAAGUGGUUGAUGUCAAGCUUUCUUCGACAAGUUGUAACCAUACAACACACCAUUCUCAUAAGAUAAAACAGAAAACUUGUCCUUUGUUGAUUGGUGGUGACAUGGUUCCUGAUGAAGUGUGUGCUAUUUGCUUGGAUUCGGUGCAAGUGGAUAGUCUUAUUCGUGUAGUGAAAUGUGGUCAUGCAUUUCACAGUUCUUGUAUUGUGCAUUGGCUAACGAAUGCCAAUAGAUGUCCUCUUUGUAAUACUGCUGCAGUAAGUGAAGAAGAUAAGAAGUACAUAGAGUUGAAGCGUUCAGCACAUGGAACAACAUCGCCUAGUGUAUGGCCCUUUCCUAAGCCAAAUUUGAGUGAAAGCGACAUCGAUGAAUGUUUAUUUCGGAGCCUUGAAAGAGUUUUGAAAGAAGUACAGUCACGUUGUGCUAACGAAGAACAACUUGUAGAAUAGUUUUUGUAGUUUUUGUUGGAAGACAAGUUUGCUACAAGUAUAUUUUUUUGGAAAGCUUGGAAGGCGUGUCUUUCAUUUCUCUUUCUUCCAAAUGUGAAUAACAAUUAUUUGACAGAAUCCUAUUUGUUCGAACAGAGAGAAGGGAAUAGGACAAGCAUUACUAAAGUGAGUUUGAAAAGUCUCUUUUUUUCUUACAAGAAUAAUUGUCACUUGAUAGCUCUUUUGAACAAUAAAGAGUAAGCAUAUCUUCCAUGGAAGGGAAUUAUAGUUAUAUUGAAA